Messenger RNA from Penicillium nucicola, 681 nucleotides. RefSeq lists its product as uncharacterized. The transcript is spliced from 3 exons. The record is from RefSeq and is a predicted model, not a curated record. Bases 1 to 681 code for a protein of 226 amino acids. NCBI's taxonomy places the organism in Eukaryota, Fungi, Ascomycota, Eurotiomycetes, Eurotiales, Aspergillaceae.
AUGUCCACUCCCAUCCUCCUCCUUCUCGGCGCAGGGUCCAACGUCGGCCACCACGUAGCUCGUUCUUUCGCCGAAAAGGGCUACAAGAUUGCUCUUGUAUCCAGAUCACUCAAAGAAGAAGAUAGCACCCAAGAUCAAAUCAACAUAUCAGCCAAUCUCUCCGACCCAACUUCCAUAACCGAAAUCUUCUCAAAAGUCAGGACCCGACUCGGUCACCCAAGCGUUGUCGUCUACAAUGCUGCCGCUGUAACACCAAGCGAUCCAAAGGACCCCCUCUCACUCUCCCUAGCAGACUUCACAAACGACACAAACAUAAACACAAUAAGCGCAUUCGCCGCCGCCAAAGAAGCAGCAGCAAGCUUCGCCCAGCUCCCUGAAACAGCAUCGAAAACAUUCAUCUAUACAGGCAAUAUACUAAACACGACGACCAUGCCACCACUCCUCGAUCUAGGCGUGGGCAAGGCUGCUACAGCGCACAUCAUCCAAUCGGCUGCUGAGACUUAUGCUGACCGGGGAUACAAAUUCUACUAUGCCGACGAACGCAAGGCCGAUGGGUCCAGUGCUGGCCGCGGGAUCAGUGGGGAAGCCCACGGGGCGUUGUAUGUUUCGCUGUCCGGGGAUUCGUCGCAGGGCCCUUGGCAGCAGACUUUUGUGAAGGAUGUUGGGUAUAGGCAGUUCUAG